Messenger RNA from Camelina sativa (false flax), 606 nucleotides. The record is from RefSeq and is a predicted model, not a curated record. NCBI's taxonomy places the organism in Eukaryota, Viridiplantae, Streptophyta, Magnoliopsida, Brassicales, Brassicaceae.
UAUACUAACAAAACUAGUCAAAAUGGCACACAGUGUCAAUCUAGAAUUGGGUCUAAGCCAAUAUGAAGAUGAUCCUUGGGUUCUAACGAAGAGGCUAACUGACUCUGAUGUUUCCAUUAAGGCUCAGCUCUAUUUACCGAAACAACUGAUGGAGCACUUUAUAGUACCGGAGAUGGGCAAUGAGCUUGUCCAGAAAUUGGCAGCUGGCAUUGAUGUCAAAGUCAGAGAUGUUGACCGUAUUGACCAUUCUUACACCGUAAAUCUUAAACUACGCAAAGACGGCCAGUAUCAUUUCGGAAAAGGAUGGCAGCUCUUAAAAAAUACCAAGGGUUUAAUAAAAGGAGAUUUUAUUGGCCUCUAUUGGGAUAAGUUGGCAGGAGAAUUCAAGUUCAAGCAUCUCAAAACUGGAUCACCUCACAUGCCUAGUAGUAGUGGUAAAGGGGAAACUUCGACACAGGAGAAGGAGAAACAAAUACUCAAGUAACACAACUAUCACAGAAUUAAAGACAAAAAUAAAGAUUAACCUUAAAGUAUAUAUAUUGUGGAAAUGUACACACAUAUGCAUGCAUAUAUAGGAUCAUAAUUACGUAGAGUUUGCAUACUAAA